Dipodomys spectabilis (banner-tailed kangaroo rat) is the source of this 1739-nucleotide messenger RNA. It is a transcript of the gene Cpne6, whose product is annotated as copine 6. The record is from RefSeq and is a predicted model, not a curated record. Gene Ontology annotation, molecular function: calcium-dependent phospholipid binding. Gene Ontology annotation, cellular component: plasma membrane. Bases 28 to 1701 code for a protein of 557 amino acids. Gene Ontology annotation, biological process: cellular response to calcium ion. The transcript is spliced from 16 exons. Lineage: Eukaryota; Metazoa; Chordata; Mammalia; Rodentia; Heteromyidae.
AGGAGCCCUCCAACUAAGCCCAGGAAUAUGUCAGAUCCUGAGAUGGGAUGGGUACCUGAGCCCCCAGCCAUGACACUGGGGGCCUCUCGGGUAGAGCUUCGGGUAUCCUGCCAUGGCCUCUUGGACCGAGAUACACUCACCAAGCCCCACCCCUGUGUGCUGCUCAAGCUCUACUCAGAUGAGCAGUGGGUGGAGGUAGAGCACACGGAGGUGCUUCGCUCUUGUUCUAACCCCGUCUUCUCCCGGGUACUGGCCCUUGAGUACUUUUUUGAAGAAAAACAACCCCUGCAAUUCCACGUGUUUGAUGCUGAGGAUGGAGCCACAAGCCCCAGCAAUGACACCUUCCUCGGUUCUGUAGAGUGCACCUUGGGCCAGAUUGUAUCACAAACCAAGGUUACUAAGCCAUUGCUACUGAAGAAUGGGAAGACUGCGGGCAAGUCUACUAUCACGAUCGUAGCUGAGGAGGUAUCUGGUACCAAUGACUAUGUUCAACUUACCUUCAGAGCCCACAAACUGGACAACAAGGAUCUGUUCAGCAAGUCAGACCCUUUCAUGGAGAUCUAUAAGACCAAUGGAGACCAGAGUGACCAGCUGGUCUGGAGGACUGAGGUGGUGAAAAACAACCUGAACCCCAUCUGGGAGCCAUUCCGCCUGUCUCUGCACUCGCUGUGCAGCUGUGAUGUCCACCGGCCCCUCAAGUUCCUGGUAUACGACUAUGACUCCAGUGGGAAACAUGACUUCAUUGGCGAGUUCACCAGCACUUUCCAGGAGAUGCAAGAAGGGACAGCAAACCCUGGACAGGAGAUGCAGUGGGAUUGUAUCAACCCCAAGUAUCGGGACAAAAAGAAGAAUUACAAGAGCUCAGGGACAGUGGUGCUGGCCCAAUGCACGGUGGAGAAAGUGCACACCUUCUUGGACUACAUCAUGGGUGGUUGCCAGAUCAGCUUCACGGUGGCCAUUGAUUUCACUGCCUCCAAUGGGGACCCAAGGAGCAGCCAGUCCCUACAUUGUCUCAGUCCCCGCCAGCCCAACCACUACCUGCAGGCCCUACGCACUGUGGGAGGCAUCUGCCAGGAUUAUGACAGUGAUAAGCGGUUCCCGGCUUUUGGCUUUGGCGCUCGAAUCCCUCCCAACUUUGAGGUGUCCCACGACUUUGCUAUCAACUUUGACCCAGAAAAUCCUGAAUGUGAAGAGAUCGCCGGGGUCAUCGCCUCCUAUCGACGCUGCUUACCCCAGAUCCAGCUCUAUGGCCCCACCAAUGUGGCUCCCAUCAUCAAUCGUGUGGCAGAGCCAGCCCAGCGGGAGCAGAGCACCGGCCAAGCCACGAAGUAUUCUGUGCUGCUCGUGCUCACGGAUGGAGUGGUGAGCGACAUGGCUGAGACGCGCACCGCCAUCGUGCGCGCCUCCCGCCUGCCCAUGUCCAUCAUUAUCGUUGGUGUGGGCAAUGCCGACUUCUCCGACAUGCGGCUACUGGAUGGCGACGAUGGUCCCCUGCGUUGCCCCCGAGGGGUGCCCGCAGCCCGCGAUAUCGUCCAGUUCGUGCCCUUCCGAGAUUUCAAGGAUGCAGCGCCCUCUGCGCUGGCUAAGUGUGUCCUGGCUGAGGUGCCCCGGCAGGUGGUGGAAUACUACGCCAGCCAGGGCAUCAGCCCAGGGGCUCCGAGACCCUGCACACCCACUACAACCCCCAGCCCUAGCCCCUGACUUCCUCUCACCAAACGACACUCCCUCAGCCUCUCAGU